CGAUUCGGUUUUCAGUAAGCAGCAGAAGACGACCGCGAAAGAAUGUUGUUGAAUCGGCGAAGAGAUGUGUUCUGGAACGUGAUGGUGGUGCUGUUGGUGAUUUCCGUUGUACAUUGCCAAAGAAAAGAACCUGAAAAACAAGAACAAAAAGAAUUUGAAUGUCCUCAAGGCGUAGGAAAUGGAAAUUUUGCAGAUCCCCAAACAUGUAGAAGAUUUUAUCAAUGCGUCGAUGGUUAUCCUUACGUAAAUAGAUGCCCAUCAGGACUUUAUUUCGAUGAUAUAAGCAAAUUUUGUACUUUUAAAAAUGAAGCAAGAUGCGGGCCAAUUGCUACAACUCCAGCACCUAUAACAGAACCACCCACCGAUUUAGCCACAAAAUGUGAUUUAUCCGAAUGCCAAUUACCAUAUUGUUUCUGUUCAAAAGAUGGAACGAUCAUUCCGGGAGGUUUCGAUGCUGAAGAUACACCACAAAUGAUCCUAUUGACAUUCGACGGAGCGGUUAACUUAAACAAUUACGAUCAUUACAGAAAAGUUUUUAAUAAGAAGCGAUUUAAUCCUAAUGGUUGCGCGAUAAAAGGAACAUUCUUUAUCUCCCACGAAUACAGUAAUUAUCAUAUGAUACAAGAACUAGCCAGUGAAGGACAUGAAAUAGCAACUGAAACAAUUUCAUUGCAACAAGGGUUACAAGAUAAAGGUUACGAAGAAUGGGUUGGAGAAAUGAUUGGGAUGAGAGAAAUUUUAAAACACUUUUCUAAUGUUUCAACAGCUGAUGUAAUCGGGAUGAGAGCCCCGUUUUUAAAACCGGGGAGAAACACUCAAUAUAAAGUUCUUGAAGACUUUGGUUAUGUUUAUGAUAGCUCAAUAGGUGUUCCACCAUCUCCCGUACCAGUUUGGCCUUACACUUUAGAUUAUAAAAUCCCACAUGAAUGUAAAUCGGGAACUUGCCCAUCUAAAACAUACCCAGGUAUCUGGGAAGUACCGUUAAACGCUCAUUACGUUGAAGAUUACGAAGGCGGACAUUGCCCUUAUUUAGAUCAAUGCGUUCUUCACAAUCACGACGCCGAUGACGUCUUGGAAUGGCUUCAAGAAGAUUUUAGUAGAUAUUACGAUCAAAAUAAAGCGCCUUAUAUGAUGCCGUUCCACACCAAUUGGUUUUCGAUUAAAGAAUUAGAACAAGGAUUACAUAAAUUUUUGGAUUGGGUUACAACUUUAGAUAACGUUUGGUUUGUAACUGUAUCGCAAGCUUUAGAAUGGGUUAGAGAACCCCAAAAGAUUAAAGGCAAUAAUUACGAACCUUGGGAUUGCAAAAAGAAUAAUAAUUAUCCCCCGAAAGGGUGCAACAACGCAAGUAAAUGCGCAUUACCUUUCCGAAAAGCCGAUUCUAACUUCACCGAUACGAGAUAUUUGGAAACUUGCGCGGAAUGCCCCAAUCAAUAUCCGUGGUUGGGCGAUGCCGCUGGUACGGGAAUACCAAAUAAGGACAAUUACGUUCCUGAUAAUGUUAGGAAAUAGUAUUUAAUUUUUCUUUAGGUGUUUUCUUUUUAUUUCUCUUUCUUAAAAAUACAAUCUUUAUUCAAUAAGUAAUUUGUUCGUUUAGGUUUCUUAAAUAAUAAGUUAUUUGUUGUUUCAUAUUUUUUAAGUAUGAAUAAAAAAAUUUUAAACAAUUUUA
This is a messenger RNA of Onthophagus taurus, 1669 nucleotides long. RefSeq names its product chitin deacetylase Cda4 (gene Cda4). The record is from RefSeq and is a predicted model, not a curated record. Gene Ontology annotation, molecular function: chitin binding. Gene Ontology annotation, cellular component: extracellular region. Gene Ontology annotation, biological process: carbohydrate metabolic process. NCBI's taxonomy places the organism in Eukaryota, Metazoa, Arthropoda, Insecta, Coleoptera, Scarabaeidae.